Molecule: messenger RNA, 10919 nt
Organism: Sinocyclocheilus anshuiensis
Lineage: Eukaryota; Metazoa; Chordata; Actinopteri; Cypriniformes; Cyprinidae
Product: ubiquitin carboxyl-terminal hydrolase 34-like
Biological process (GO): protein deubiquitination
Cellular component (GO): nucleus; cytosol
Molecular function (GO): cysteine-type deubiquitinase activity
Source: RefSeq, a predicted model, not a curated record
GUUCAUCAUGGCUGCCGUAUGUACUAGUCUGCACAGUAACGCUCUGCUCGGAGACUGACUCUCCGCUCCUUUAGUGCCUCACAUUUACUUUCUCCGCCUCGACAUUUCGGCAAAUAAUCCCGCUUGCAUGAGCCCAAACCUCCCUGGUUGUGUUGUCUCAUAAUAACCAGCCUUCAUCAAGCAUUUCGUCGGGCCUUAAACACCCCCUUAAAAAGACAGAGAGAAAAACAGGCAACAUUUUGUUUCUCCAAUGGUCUGAAUACACUUUCCGCCUUUAUGAACCAUGUGUGAGAACUGCGCCGAGCUGCUGGAGGUGCUCAAUGAGAUCUCGGAUGCAGACAGCUCAGACGGCCUGCAGCUGAAGAAGGAGCAUGCCUUAAGAGUCUUCACUUACAUCAGCACAUGGACACAGAGGCAGUGUCUGUGCUGUUUCAAGGAAUACAAACACCUCGAGGUGUUCAGCCAAUUGGUUUAUGCCCUCAUUAACUUGGUCAUUGUCCAAGUAACCAACCUUAGGGACCGUCUACACAGUGGCAAUGGCAACACUAGGACAGAGGGGGCGGAGUCCGAAUGGGGCUCCGCCCAGCCACAGCCAUCGCCCAGUGAGGACGAGCCGCUGAAUGUGGAACGGGACUCGGCUGAAGAGGACGGUGGAGUGGAGGAUGGAGAUCAGCACAAGAACCAAAAUGAGGGGGUCAAACCGGAUUCCCAGCCCAAGCUCAGUGAACCCACAGCGGGCGAGAGCGGGAACGACAGCGGCCUGGACCCGUUUGCAUCCUGGAGCACAGAAGACCAGGAGAAACUGCUGCUGUGUGCUGCCAAGAUCUUUCAGAUCCAGUUCCCUCUGUACACAGCCUACAAACACAACACACACCCCACUAUAGAGGAUAUCUCAGCACAAGAGAGCAAUAUCCUCGGCUCUUUCUGUGAUAUGAAUGAUGUGGAGGUCCCUCUGCACCUGCUGCGAUAUGUGUGUAUGUUCUGCGGGAAGCACGGCCUCUCUCUGAUGAAGGACUGCUUUGAGUUCGGCGCUCCUGACACUCUCCCCUUCCCCAUCGCACAUGCCUUCAUCACCAUCGUCUCUAAUAUCAGAAUAUGGUUGCACAUUCCCGCUGUGAUGCAGCACAUCAUCCCGUUUCGCACUUAUGUUAUCAGGUAUCUGUGUAAGUUGUCGGAUCAGGAGCUGCGUCAGAGCGCGGCGCGUAACAUGGCUGAUCUGAUGUGGAGCACGGUGAAGGAGCCGCUGGACAGCGCGCUGUGUUUUGACAGAGAGAGCCUGGAUCUGGCCUUCAAAUACUUCAUGAGUCCAACGCUCACCAUGAGACUGGCCGGCCUGAGCCAGAUCACGAAUCAGCUGCACACCUUCAAUGACAUUUGUAAUAACGAGUCCCUGGUGUCUGACACUGAGACGUCGAUAGCAAAGGAACUCGCUGACUGGCUCAUCAACAACAAUGUUGUGGAGCACAUAUUUGGACCAAAUUUGCACAUUGAGAUCAUUAAACAGUGCCAAGUGAUCCUGAACUUCCUGGCAGCCGAGGGCAGGCUGAGCACUCAACAUGUGGACUGCAUAUGGGCCGCCGCUCAGCUGAAACACUGCAGUCGCUACAUCCAUGACCUGUUCCCCUCGCUCAUAAAGAACCUGGACCCUGUUCCUCUGCGACACGUGCUUAGUCUGGUGUCAGGGUUACACCCCAGCGCACACACCGAACAGACACUGUAUUUGGCGUCCAUGUUGAUCAAGGCCUUGUGGAAUAACGCUCUGGCAGCCAAAACUCAGCUGUCCAAACAGAGCUCUUUCGCCUCUCUGCUCAACACCAACAUUCCCAUGGGCAACAAGAAAGGUUCUCCUGCAGGAAGCCCAGAGAGCAGUGACAACAGCGACACGCAUCACAGUGGAGGAAGUGACAUGGAGAUGGACGAGCCGAUCAUGAGCAGUGGAAAACGAGGGCAGCAGAGGCUGUCGGACACGGAGGAGUCUCUGCAGGGCAGCUCUGAUGAGACGGCCAACAGCGGCGAGGAGGGCAGCAGCAGCGGCCGCAGCGAGGCAUCCAGCAAUGAGGCUGGAUCCAGCCGAGCCAGCCAAUCAGCAGGCAGCCCGGGCAGCGAGCUGCACUCCGACGACAUGGCUGACAGCGAGGCCUUGAAGGAGGAGGAAGAGGAGGAGGAAGAAGAAGAGGACGAUGACGAGGAUGAUGAAGACGAGGACGAUGAAGACGACAGGCCCGCUGUCGUCUCCGAGGGCAGCCCGCAGAAAGACACCAGAGACUCCAGAGAGCCGUCUACGUCAGAGCUGCGCAAACGCAAAGCUGGUGAAGCACUCGGAGAGGUCCAAGGUCCUCCGGAGCGACCCGGAAUUCCGCCCGGCAUUCCCGGCUCCAUCGCCUCCGCUCCCGGACUUUCCAAAACCAAAUCCAUUCCUUUCACCCCAGAGGCAGCCGCUGCCAUUGUAGCCUCGUCUUCUUCCCUUAGGAUCCUCGAGCCUUGCUCUUCUUCAUCCGUGUGCCUGGAGGGAACGUCGGGAGAGCAGGCUGAUUCCCAAUCCCAGAACCCCCAGCAACCACAGCAGGGUGGCACAGAGAUGGGCUCCUCACACGGAGCGUCUGUUUCCCAGGAGCCGCCCUGCAUGCCUCGACCAGCAGACUUCCUGACGGAGGCUAUGGGCAAUGAGCUCUUCAACUGCAGGCGUUUCAUCGGCCCUCAGCAUCACCAUCAUCGUCACCACCAUCAUCAUCAUCAUCAUCACCACCACCAUGAUGGUCACAUGGUAGAGGACAUGCUGAGCGCUGAUGACGUGAGCUGCAGCAGUUCUCAAGUCAGCGCCAAAUCCGAGAAGAACAUGGCGGAUUUUGAUGGAGAGGAGUCUGGCUGUGAGGAGGAGCUGGUCCAGAUCAACUCGCACGCAGAGCUCAGCUCGCACCUGCAGCAACACCUGCCUAACCUGGCCUCCAUAUACCACGAACAUCUGGUGCAAGGUCCGGCGGUGCACAAACAUCAGUACUCUGCGCACGCGGUGACCGACAUCAACCUGGACAACGUCUGCAAGAAAGGCAACACCCUUCUGUGGGACCUGGUCCAAGAUGACAAUGCGAUCCACCUAUCAGAAGGCUUGAUUAAUGAGGCAGAGAAGCUGUUGUGCUCUCUGGUCUGCUGGUUCACUGACCGUCAGAUCCGCAUGCGUUUCAUCGAGGGCUGUCUGGAGAACCUCGCCAACCACCGGUCAGUGGUGGUGUCUUUGCGUUUGCUGCCAAAGCUCUUCGGGACCUUCCAGCAGUUCGGCUCCAGCUACGACACUCACUGGAUAACCAUGUGGGCGGAAAAGGAACUGCACAUGAUGAAGCUCUUUUUUGAUGAUCUGUUACACUAUAUCCAGGAAGUGAGAGAGCAGCGCCACAAAUUCGCUCUGUACAGUCACAGUGCAGAGGUGCAGGUGCGUCUGCAGUUCCUCACCUGUGUGUUCUCAACGCUCGGAUCACCUGACCACUUCAGGUUGAGUCUGGAGCAGGUGGACAUCCUGUGGCACUGUUUAGUGGAGGACUCUGAGUGUUACGACGACGCCCUGCACUGGUUCCUAAACCAGGUCCGCAGUAAAGACCAGCACGCCAUGGGCAUGGAGACAUACAAACACCUCUUCCUGGAGAAGAUGCCUCAGCUGAAGCCGGAGACGAUCAGCAUGACGGGACUCAAUUUGUUUCAGCAUCUGUGCAAUCUGGCUCGUCUGGCCACCAGCGCCUACGACAGCAGCUCCAACUGCGAGUUGUGUGGUAUGGAUCAGCUGUGGGGAAUCGCGUUGAGGGCUCAGUCUGCAGACAUCAGCCGCGCUGCCAUCCAGUACAUCAACUCCUAUUACAUCAGCGGUAAAACGGGUCUGGAGAAGGAGCAGGAGUUCAUCAGUAAGUGUAUGGAGAGCUUGAUGAUGACGUCUGCUAACCUGGAGAAAGACGCCCACUCCAGCCUGACCAUCAUAGAGAGAGGACUGCUGCUGCUCAAAACACACCUGGAGGCCUUCAGACGCAGGUUUGCGUAUCACCUGCGGCAGUGGCAGAUCGAGGGCACGGGCAUCAGCAGUCAUCUGAAAGCUCUCAGUGAUAAACAGUCUCUCCCGCUCAGGAUCGUGUGUCAGCCAGCAGGACUGCCUGACAAGAUGACCAUCGAGAUGUACCCCAGCGAUCAGGUGGCUGAUCUGAGGGCAGAGGUCACGCACUGGUAUGAGAAUCUUCAGAAGGAUCAGCUCAGCCAGCAGGCACAGCUGCAGGAGUUCGGUCAAACCAGCCGCCAGCAGGACUUCCCAGCUUUUGGGGGAUCUGACGGUUUGUGCUGGAAGGAUCUGUUGAGGAUCAAGAGCCCUCAUAAGCUGCUCUACGCUUUAGAAAUCAUAGAGGCCCUCGGCAAACCCAACCGCAGGAUUCACCGCGAGUCUACGGGCAGUUACAGUGAUCUGUAUCCAGACUCUGACGACUCCAGUGAGGAACAGAUCGAGAACAGCAAGAACACUUGGAGCUGUAAGUUUGUGUCGUCUGGAGGUCUUCAGCUUCUGCUGGACAUUUUUAACUCUGCAAUUUUAGAGCCGAAAGAGCAAGAGUCCUGGACUGUGUGGUUGUUGGACUGUCUCGCGUGUCUGCUGAAGCUCAUUUGUCAGUUUGCGGUGGAUCCGGCCGAUCUGGACCUGGCCUAUCAUGACGUUUUCGCCUGGUCUGGUCUCACGGACACACAGAGGAAGAGGGCGGCGUGGCCAGGGAAGUCCCGCAAAACCGCCGGGGAUCAUGGGAAGGGCCUGCAUAUACCUCGUCUCACAGAGGUUUUUCUAAGUCUUGUUCAAGGCACCAACCUCAUCCAGCGGCUCAUCAACGUGGCCUACACAUACGACAAUCUGGCACACAGGGUUUUAAAGGCUCAAUCAGAUCACAGAUCCAGACACGAGGGUAAGCACAUCAUUGGUUAUGUAUAUGUGACCCUGGACCACAAAACCAAUCAUAAGGGUCAAUUUUUCGAUUUAUACAACUAUUUGAAAAUCUGGAAUCUGAGGGUGCAAAUGGACGCUCUGGCGCGACACCUCGCCGACUGCAUCCGCAGGUCAAACAUGCUCCUUUUGCUUGGAUUACGGCAUCAGUUUCCUUAUGAACCCGUAACUUACCCCUUCAGAGCGCAAACCACAAGCAAACAAACUUUUUUAGUUUAAAUGGAAAAUCACUGGUAACAUUAUGCUACUAAGAAAGUAACUGAGCAAAAAUGCACCAUUUAUCUUUCUAAAUACUGAGCAUGUUGUUGUUUUUCCACUUGCAGUCGUGAGAUUUUGGACCAGCAGGACGGGGCGAUCGAGGACGACGGUCUGACGGGUCUCCUGCGUCUCGCCACCAGUGUCCUGAAGCACAAACCUCCCUUUAAGUUUUCUCGGGAGGGUCAGGAAUUCCUCAGGGACACGUAUGACCUGCUGUUCCUGCUGCCCAGCCUGAAGGACCGACAGCAGCCCAAAUGCAAGAGUCCCGCGGCCCGCGCCGCGGCCUACGACCUGCUGGUGGAGGUGGUCAAGGGUUCGGUGGAGAACUACAGACUGCUGCACAACUGGGUCAUGUCGCAGCACAUGCAGGCGUCUCAUGCUCCGUAUAAAUGGGAUUACUGGCCUCAUGAUGAUGUCAGAGCCGAGUGCCGUUUUGUGGGAUUGACUAACCUUGGCGCCACGUGUUACCUGGCCUCCACCAUUCAACAGCUCUACAUGAUCCCAGAGGCCAGACAGGCCGUCUUUACUGCUAAAUAUUCAGAGGACAUCAAGCAUAAGACCACAUUGCUGGAGCUGCAGAAGAUGUUCACUUAUCUAAUGGAGAGUGAGAGGAAGGCGUAUAACCCUCGUCCCUUCUGUAAGACCUACACGAUGGACAAACAGCCUCUGAACACAGGAGAGCAGAAAGACAUGACCGAGUUCUUCACAGACCUCAUCACCAAGAUAGAGGAGAUGUCUCAGGACCUGAAAAACACAGUCAAAACGCUGUUUGGAGGCAUCAUCACCAACAAUGUGGUUUCACUGGACUGUGAUCACGUGAGUCAGACGGCUGAGGAGUUUUACACAGUCAGAUGUCAGGUGGCCGAUAUGAAGAACAUCUAUGAGUCUCUGGACGAAGUGACCAUUAAGGACACUCUGGAGGGGGAUAACAUGUACACCUGCUCUCAGUGUGGGAAGAAAGUCCGUGCUGAAAAACGGGCUUGUUUUAAGAAGCUCCCGCGGAUCUUGAGCUUUAACACCAUGCGCUAUACAUUCAACAUGGUGACCAUGAUGAAGGAAAAAGUAAACACGCACUUUUCUUUCCCGCUGCGGCUCGACAUGACGCCGUACACCGAGGACUUCCUCAUGGCCAAGGGAGACAGGAAGGAAGGUUUCCGUGACGACAGUGAUGCCAAAGUGGCGGAGAGUUACGAGUAUGACCUCAUCGGUGUGACGGUGCACACGGGCACGGCGGACGGCGGCCAUUAUUACAGCUUCAUCAGGGACAUCGUCAACCCGCACGCUUACCGCAAUAACAAGUGGUACCUGUUUAACGACGCUGAGGUGAAGUCGUUUGAUUCGGCUCAGCUGGCCUCAGAAUGUUUUGGUGGAGAGAUGACGACAAAAACAUAUGACUCUGUCACAGACAAGUUCAUGGAUUUCUCCUUUGAGAAGACCCACAGUGCCUACAUGCUGUUCUAUAAGAGAGUGGAGGUGGAGGAGGAGAAUGAGAAGGACUUGAACUUUGACAUUUCUCCUGACCUUCUGGAGUGGAUCUGGCACGACAACAUGCAGUUUCUCCAGGACAAGAACAUCUUUGAACACACGUACUUUGGUUUUAUGUGGCAGCUGUGCAGCAGUAUUCCCAGCACUUUACCCGAUCCGAAAUCCGUGUCGCUCAUGACGGCUAAGCUCAGCACAUCGUUUGUUCUGGAGACAUUCAUCCACUCCAAAGAAAAGCCCACAAUGCUGCAGUGGAUCGAACUCUUGACCAAACAAUUUAACAAUAGCCAAGCUGCCUGCGAGGUAACACACACACACACAAACACACUUUACAUCUAUCACCUGUACCUGCAGCCGGGCAUGGAGGACGGCUCUGAUGAUAUGGACGGGCCGGUGGAGGACAUCGGCAGCCGCUCGUGUGUGACGCGGUUCGUCAAAACGCUGCUGUCAAUCAUGGAGCACGGAGUGAAGCCGCACAGCAAACAUCUGACUGAAUACUUUGCCUUCCUCUAUGAGUUUGCCAAAAUGGGAGAAGAGGAGAGUCAGUUCCUCUUGUCUUUGCAAGCCAUUUCUAUAAUGGUGCAUUUCUACAUAGGCACUAAAGGACCUGAAAAUCCUCAGGUGGAGGUGUUAUCUGAGGAGGAGGAGGAGGGUGAGGAGGAUGAAGAGGAGGACAUCCUCUCACUGGCGGAGGAGAAGUACAGGCCAGCCGCUCUUGAGAAGAUGAUCGCGCUCAUAGCUCUGCUGGUGGAGCAGUCCAGAUCCGAGAGACACUUGACUCUGUCUCAGAGUGACAUGGCCGCACUGACCGGAGGAAAAGGUUUCCCCUUCCUGUUCCAGCACAUCAGAGACAGCAUCAACAUCCGACAGACUUGCAACCUCAUAUUCAGCCUCUGCAGAUACAACAACCGCCUGGCUGAACAUAUCGUGUCAAUGCUGUUCACCUCCAUCGCUAAACUGACUCCAGAGGCGGCAAAUCCGUUCUUCAAGCUGCUGACGAUGCUGAUGGAGUUUGCUGCAGGUCCUCCGGGAAUGCCCUCGUUUGCGUCCUACAUCCUGCAGAGGAUCUGGGAGGUGAUCGAGUAUAACCCGUCUCAGUGUUUGGACUGGUUGGCCGUUCAGACUCCGCGUAAUAAGCUGGCUCACAGCUGGGUCCUGCAGAACAUGGAGAACUGGGUGGAGAGGUUUCUGCUGGCGCACAACUACCCACGAGUCCGAACAUCUGCGGCGUAUCUGCUGGUGUCUCUCAUCCCGAGCAACUCCUUCCGUCAGAUGUUCCGCUCCACACGCUCUCUUCACAUCCCCACGCGGGACCUCCCACUGAGUCCCGACACCACCGUGGUUCUGCACCAGGUCUACAACCUGCUGCUGGGCCUGCUGGGCCGGGCCAAGCUCUACGUGGACGUGCCGGUGCAUGGGACCACCAAACUGGUGCAGUACUUCAGCUUCAUGACCUACUGCCUCAUCUCCAAAACCGAGAAGCUCAUGUUCUCCAGCUACUUCAUGGACCUCUGGAACCUCUUCCAGCCUAAGUUAUCAGAGCCAGCCAUCGCCACGAAUCACAACAAGCAAGCGCUUCUGUCCUUCUGGUAUAACGUCUGCAUGGACUGCAGCGAGAACGUGCGUCUCAUCGUCCAAAACCCAGUCGUCACAAAAAACAUCGCCUUUAACUACAUCCUAGCCGAUCACGAUGAUCAGGAGGUGGUGCUGUUCAACCGCGGGAUGCUGCCGGCGUAUUACGCCAUCCUGCGCAUGUGCUGUGAGCAGUCGCCCACCUUCACCCGCCAGCUGGCCUCACACCAGAACAUACAGUGGGCCUUCAAAAACCUCACGCCCCACGCCAGCCAGUACCCAGGGGCGGUGGAGGAGUUGUUUAACCUGAUGCAGUUGUUUGUGGCUCAGAGGCCUGAUAUGAGAGAGGAAGAGCUGGAGGACGUAAAGCAGUUCAAGAAGACCACCAUCAGCUGUUACCUGCGCUGUCUGGACGGACGCUCCUGCUGGACCACUCUCAUCAGUGCCUUCCGUAUUCUGCUGGAGAACGAUGAGGACAGACUGCUAGUGGUGUUCAACAGAGGCCUCAUCCUCAUGACUGAGUCCUUCAACACCCUGCACAUGAUGUACCAUGAGGCUACUGCGUGUCAUGUGACCGGAGAUCUAGUGGAGCUGCUGUCCAUCUUCCUGUCUGUUUUAAAGGCAACGCGACCCUACUUACAGCGCAAAGAUGUGAAGCAGGCGUUGAUCCAGUGGCAGGAGAGGAUUGAUUUUGCUCAUAAGCUGCUGACGCUGCUGAACUCUUACAGCCCACCGGAGCUGCGUAACGCCUGUCUGGAUGUGCUGAAGGAGCUGGUGCUCUUGAGUCCUCAUGACUUUCUGCACACGCUCGUGCCCUUCCUGCAGCACAACCACUGCACUUACCACCACAGCAACAUCCCCAUGUCGUUUGGCCCGUAUCUGCCCUGUAGAGAGAAUAUCAAGCUGAUGGGCGGAAAGAACAACAUUCGACCUCCCAGACCGGAGCUCAACAUGUGCCUGCUGCCCUCGAUGGUGGAGACCAGUAAGGGUAAAGAUGAGGUGUAUGACAGGAUGUUGUUGGACUACUUCCUGUCGUAUCAUCAGUUCAUUCACCUGCUCUGCAGAGUUGCCAUCAACUGUGAGAAGUUCACUGAGACUCUGGUGAAACUCAGUGUGUUGAUAGCAUAUGAAGGACUUCCUCUACACCUGGCUCUCUUUCCAAAACUAUGGACAGAACUUGCUCAGUCUCCGUGUGCGAUGGCUCAGUCGUGUGUGAAGCUGUUGUGUGAGGAUCCAGCGUUUGGAGAAUACAUGAAAUGCAUCCUGAUGGACGAGAGAAACUUCCUGAACAACAACAUCGCCUACUCCUUCCUCACCUGCUUCUUACAUAAAGUGCAGGUGCAGGUGUUAUCAGGCCAAAGCUGCUCGAAUCUCGUCAACGUGUUGGUGACCAACCUACUGAACGAGUACCACAGCCUGCAGCCUGAGCUGACCAAUCAGAGAGCAGAGUUGAGCAAGACCAGCAGCCUCCUGAAUGCAGAUCUGCGUGCACUGCUGCUGGUGCUGUCAGUUUACGCCCCUCAGCAGCUGGAUCCUGCUUUAGGUCCGGCUCUACAGGAGCUGCUGUCCAAAUGCAGACUGUGUCUGCAGCACCGCACCACUUUAGAGAUAGAGGCCAAGGAACGCAAAGCCAAAGUGGAAGAGGAAGGUGUCACUCCAGUGAAGCGCCGGCGGGUGAGCAGCAGUGCUGAAGAUCGGCCGGCAGACACCGUCUGUCCUCCAUCUGCUUCCUCCUCAUUGGCUCCCUGCUCGGAGCAGAAGGCGGAGCCAGGGGAGGCGUUAACGCCCACCAGCACUUCGGACACCGAAACCCGAGACUCCUCCCUCAUCGACCCGGGAGUGGAAAACGACCCACCCUCUCCUGACAGUGCGUCCCUCGAGGAGAAGAAAAUGGAUAUUUCUUCUUCAUCAUCAUCUUCGUCAUCAUCCUCCUCCCUUCCUGAAGCGUUUGGCCGAGCGGACGAACCUCCACCGCAGAGAGCUGAAAGAGAGGAGGAGGAAGAGGAAGAUGGGCGGAAGGAAGUGCAAGAGCAGGAGGCGGAGCCAGAGCGAGAGGAAAUACCCUCCACUUCCUCCUCCUCCUCCUCCUCUGCUGACUCUGUGCUUUUACUCUCCAGCCUGCCGGAUGCUGCCGAGGGGCGGAGCUGCUCGCUUCAGGAGGCGGAGUCAGGCGGGUGUGGCCACGCCCCCAUGCAGGAUGCUCUGGAGAUGCUGUCACGCACAGUCGAGGCCACGAUUGCUGUGGUUGCCAAACUUUCGAACGGGAAAGGAGGGACACGCCCCUCAGCUUUGUGACGUUACUAUCACAUCCCUCCUCUUUCGCAUUUCACAUUUUCAUGUUCGCUAUGCUGUUCAGUUUUGUCUUUUUAAGAGUAGUUGGACAUAGUAAUUGAAGUCCAACUUUUUUUUUUUUUUUCCCCCGCUCUUUGGCCUCGCUCUUUAUCUGUUUUAGGUUGCAACACAAAAAGUUCAGUUUUCGGGUUCCAGAAAACUGAGCUCUGCAUUAAUUGUACAGAACGAAAAAAAAACAACCGGAGCGUAUUUUUGUCAAAUGGCAGUUUUUUCUUUUUUAAACCGUGAUUUUGUUGGUUUCUUUGUUUUGAAGUGGUUUGUUUUCAAGGCUGCAGUGAAACGGGGAAAAGGUUUACAA